AUGGGCAAGGACCAGGAGCUGAUCCAGGCGGUGAAGGCGGAGGACGUCGGCGCGGUGCAGAAGCUGCUGCAGAGGCCCAAGCCGGGCAAAGCCAAGCUCCUCGGAUCGACCAAACGGGUGAACGUGAACUUCCAGGACACAGAUGGGUUCUCCGCUUUGCAUCACGCCGCCCUUAACGGCAACACGGAACUCAUCCUGUUGCUUCUGGAGGCCCAGGCUGCGGUGGAUAUCAAGGACAACAAAGGGAUGCGCCCAUUGCAUUACGCUGCCUGGCAAGGGAAGAAGGAACCCAUGAAGCUGGUGCUGAAGGCCGGCUCCUCGGUCAACAUCCCGUCAGACGAGGGACAGAUCCCUUUGCACUUGGCGGCCCAGCAUGGACACUACGACGUGGUAAGAGGCGGUGCUAAGCAAUCUCCACCAGAGGAGCACCACGAAACGCUUUUGCUCCAGGCCGGCAUAGACAUUAACCGUCAAACGAAGGCUGGAACCGCCUUACACGAAGCGGCUCUGUGUGGCAAGACGGACGUGGUGCGCCUCCUCCUGGAUAGCGGGAUCAAUGCCCACAUCCGGAACACCUACAGCCAGACUGCCCUGGACAUUGUCCACCAGUUCACGGCCACGCAAGCCAGCAAGGAGAUCAAGCAGAUGCUGCGAGACGCUUCGGCCGCCCUGCAGGUCAGGGCCAUGAAAGAUUACUGCAACAACUAUGACCUGACCAGCCUCAAUGUGAAAGCUGGGGACAUCAUCACGGUCCUGGAGCAGCAUGCCGACGGCCGAUGGAAAGGCUGCAUACACGACAAUCGGACAGGCAACGACCGCGUGGGAUACUUCCCGUCCACCCUGGUCGAAGCCAUCAGCAAACGCACAGGUUCCCGGGGGUCAGAUGCCAGCCCGUCCCACUUGUCCCCUGGAAGCUCUGCGAGCACGCCGGCCCCCGCAGAAGAAAUCUGGGUGCUCCGGAAGCCCUUUGCAGGAGGCGAUCGCAGCAGCGUGGGCAGCUCUGGAAGCAUCACCAGUGGACGGAGCUCGGGCAGCGGCCAGAGCACUGGAAGUGGAGGGCAUGGGGCCCUUCACCCUGGUUCCGAAGGCGUGAAGCUGCUGGCAACUGUCCUUUCCCAGAAGGCGUCUGUGCAAGAAUCUGCUGUGAGCGACGGGCCUGCCAAGGCGGUGGAGACACCCGCAGGUUCUUCCCGGACGCCAGGAUUGGGCAGCACGCCCUACCCCAGCCAGCCCUAUGGGGACCAGCAGGUCAAGAAGGUGGAGCCACAGUCCGAGGGGAAGAGCUCCGAGGCCGUCUACCAGUGGCUGUACAAGUUUCAGCUACAGCUCUACGCCUCCAACUUCAUCAAUGCUGGUUAUGACAUUCCCACCAUCAGCCGGAUGACCCCCGAGGACUUGACAGCCAUUGGGGUCACCAAGCCGGGACACAGAAAGAAGAUCGCCUCUGAGAUCAACAUCCUGAACAUUCCUGAGUGGCUUCCAGAAUACAAGCCAGCAAACCUGGCCCUCUGGCUCUCCAUGAUUGGUCUGGCACAGUAUUACAAAGUCCUGGUGGAAAAUGGCUACGAGAACAUCGAUUUUAUCACCGAUAUCACCUGGGAGGAUCUGCAGGAGAUCGGCAUCAUCAAACUGGGCCACCAGAAGAAGCUGAUGCUAGCUGUGAAAAAGUUGGCAGAGAUCCAGAAAGCGGAAUACAUCAAGUAUGAAUCUGGGACACUGAAGAAAAAGGGUGCACCACAGUCCCAGGACACGGUGGCCAUAGAGUCUCCUCCGCAGGAAACGGCCGAAUGCCAGUCCCCCAAGAUGUCCACUUUCCAGGAUAGCGAGCUGAGCAAUGAACUGCAGGUGGCCAUGACGGGCACCAGUGAAGAGGGGCCCGAGAAACAGGCCAACCAUGUGACGCACUUCCGGGACGGGGCUGUUUACCGGCAAGCCUCCCGCCUUAUCCAUGAGAACAGCCUGAGUGGGAGAGCUAAGCUGAUUAGUAGCUCCCAGGAACUGCUGGGAGAUGGACCCAAAUCUCCUGGCCCUUCAGCGUCCAAAAGCCAGGAGCACCUAGCAGAAGAGGGGAAGGAGCCUCCGGCCACCCUGCCCAAGGAAGUGCGUAGCCUCCGACAUGGCCACAGCAUCAAGAGGGCAAGCGUCCCACCGGUGCCUGGAAAACCCCGGCAAUCCUUCCCUCCAGCUGCAGGCCACUACACCCCUCCGCAAACUCCCACCAAGCCCCGCCCAUCCUCUCCUCAGGCUUUCGGGGUGCCCCACGCCACGGCCAAAGUCAAACCCACGCCACAGUUGCUGCCGCAAACCGACCGACCCAUGUCUCCUCGUUCACUGCCUCAGUCUCCGACACACCGGGGUUUUGCCUAUGUCCUGCCGCAACCUGUAGAGGGAGAGGCUCAGGCUGCAGGCCCCUUGGCUCAAGCUGUGCCGGUCCUGCCCAUCUCCAUCCCGGUGCUGUGCCUGCCACCCCAGGCUGCAGAGAGUGAGGAGGAGGCAGGUCGGCCCAAGAAGAGAGCCCACAGUCUGAAUCGCUAUGCAAUGUCGGACAGCGAGCAGGAGCGGGACGAGCUGAUGGUGCCAGAUGCUGGGCCCUACGCCACUGUUCAACGGAGGGUCGGGCGCAGCCAUUCUGUCCGGGCACAGUCGGGCGCUGACAAGAACGUGAACCGCAGCCAGUCCUUUGCUGUGCGGCCCAAGAAGAAGGGUCCUCCACCUCCACCGCCCAAGCGUUCUAGCUCUGCCAUCUCCAGCAACAACAUGACAGAUGAUUUUAGCAAAGAGGGAGAGGAGGGAGAAGAGCUGGACCAGAAGCAGCUGAGUGACGGGGGCACCAUAGAGACAGGCAGUGCUGGGAGUGUAAAGAGCAUUGCUGCCAUGUUAGAAAUGUCAUCGAUCGGUGGAGGGGGGCGGGCUCUUGCCCUGCAAAAGGGGGGUGAUGGGUACUAUUUGCAGCCUGGUGUGGUUGUAAGCUCAGCCAGUCCGGAACAUGCCCGUGUUGCAACUGUUCUGGCCACCGUCAAGCACAAAGAGGCCAUCGGACUAGACGGAGAAGUGGUGAACCGCCGACGCACCAUCAGUGGCCCUGUGACUGGGCUUGUGGCAGCUGCUCGUCAGCACAGUGGGAGCGCCCCGCAGAACGGUGAAAAUAUCCCCUUUGCUGAGGAGGGCAGCCUGACUAUCAAGCAGCGUCCCCGACAGAUGAGCCUCACCAAGGCUGAAGGCGGGGAAGGCUUGGGCCAUCGGCACAGCGACCUUUCCAGAGUGGAGGCCAGCGCCACUCUCAAGCGGAGGAUCCGGGCAAAGCAGUGUCAACAGGACAAUGUGAAGUUCAUCCUCACGGAAUCAGACACUGUGAAGAGGCGGCCAAAGUCGAAAGACAAGGAGCAGGAGCUGGCCCAGCUCUCAGUGUAUCACAAUGGCAUGGGCACAGUCAAGCGCCGGCCGACCUCUGAGAUGAGCAGCCAGGAGGCUGUGGCCCCCACAGAGCAGCAAGAGAGAGUGGGAGGGGCCUCAGUUCAGAUCCCCCGUGAAGAAACCAAGAAGCCCAUCAAGCCUCCUGUCUCUCCCAAGCCCAUCUUGCCACCCAAAACCACGGGGCCUUCCACGCCAACCACUAAAAGGGCUCCGAUUCCUGGUCCUGGAAGCCCAGAGGUGAAACGUGUCCAUGGGACUGCGCCACCCACAUCUCCAAAGCCUAUGCCACCCCCAACUGCUCCGAAGCCGAAGGUCCACCCCGUCCUCCAGUCAGUGAGUGCCAGCUGCACACCAGCACCUUCACCGGCCAAGCAGCUGACCCCCACCAUCAAGCCUUCAAGCACACCUCCUUCCCUCUGCUCCAGCCCAGCUAAGCCUUUGUCCCCUGGAGGGCAGCCUCCUCAGACAGUGCCAGUCAAGCCACCUCGCUCCUCCAUGGCUGGGCCCUCAGUGGAGAGCACCGAGAGCGUGCAUCAGAAACUGGAGGAGACCAGCGCUUCUCUGGCUGCUGCUCUGCAAGCUGUGGAGGAGAAGAUCAAGCAAGAGGAUGGACAAGCAGCAGAUUCCACUGCAGAAUCCAAGAGUACCGUCAGCAUCCUGGACGACAUCGGCAGCAUGUUUGAUGAUCUUGCUGACCAGCUAGAUGCCAUGUUGGAAUGAGAGCUGGAGAACAGUCCAGGCCAACCUCAGGAUCUGCCAUGGGCACAAGGGCACAAUCACCUCCAUGAAGAUCUUCCCUCCUCCAUUUUUUGAGGUUUGCACAAAGAAGACAAGGUUACCUCAGGAUUGUGUUGAAACAAACUGAGAUGCUUGAGAAAGGGUUUCCUCGGAACCUGUUUUGCAAAGUGAAGAGAGGAACCACAUUUGGGUUUCUUCUCCCAUCCCUUCCAAACACCCGUUUGACCUUAGAGAUCAUCACAGCAUGACUGCAGUUCUCCUCCUGCAGCGGAGUCGGAGGUCAGGGCGGCCUGGGAUGGGCAGAGCUUCCAUGGCAAUGGGAGAAAGUGAGCUUCACACUUUCUUCAGCACAGCUUUCCAGGCGAAGCUACUCCGUCCACUCCAGAGUGGCUUUCCCCCUCAUAUAUAAUACGUACGAAUUCCUUCCCCCUCUCUUCUCCGGAUCAGUCCUGAGUUGUUACUGUCCCAAUACACUAUCAAAGUAUGUGGCACAAAAUAAGUAUUAAGUCUUCUC
Molecule: messenger RNA, 4666 nt
Organism: Pseudonaja textilis
Lineage: Eukaryota; Metazoa; Chordata; Lepidosauria; Squamata; Elapidae
Source: RefSeq, a predicted model, not a curated record